Pseudogymnoascus destructans is the source of this 1192-nucleotide messenger RNA. RefSeq lists its product as uncharacterized. The record is from RefSeq and is a predicted model, not a curated record. Lineage: Eukaryota; Fungi; Ascomycota; Leotiomycetes; Thelebolales; Thelebolaceae. The transcript has 2 exons. The coding region runs from base 187 to 1050 and encodes 287 amino acids.
CGCUCAGUCCGCAAGACACACCUCCAUCAUCACUUCCCCUCACCAUCUUUGAUCAAUUACAAUCUGUGAAUCCAUCAAAACACUUCCGAAUAUCAUCCCAUAAGAAGCUUCUUCAAUAGCAGCUUCAUCUCAAACUCAUAUUUGUUUCAAUAUUUCGGUUCUCACAAUUCCACACUCAUCGCAACCAUGGAAAACACGACUGGGACCAUUCCGGUGGUGAAGGUCUUGUUCGCUCUCUACCCAGGAAUGGAUGCCCUCAACGUCCUUGGACCUCUGGAGAUUUUGAACAAGGCCAACCACAACAUCAAUGAUGAUAGCACUGGAGCUUUUGAUUGCACCUAUGCAUCCGACACUCCUACCAUCGAGUCUGAGCAAGGUGUCAUGUUUAAGUCCGAUGCCUCCUUUGAGGAGAUCCACAAACACCUUAAAGACUUCGAUAUUUUGAUCGUCCCCGGCGGUGACGUUGAGACUAUCAUCAAGAACAAGUCCCAGCCUCUCAAGGUCAUCAAGGCUUUCUCCGAUGUCCAGCAGAAGUAUCCCGACAAGGAGCGCACUCUCAUGGCCGUUGGUACUGCCAGCCUCCUCCUCGCCCAGGUUGGUACUCUUUCUGGCCUGUCCGCCACCACCCACCCAGAUUUCUAUACCAAAUUUGAGAACAUCUGUUCCCAGGUUGCCCAGCGUGAUCUGACUGAUCGCACCAACGUCUUGGAGGAGCGAUAUGUUGUCAACAACCUUCGUUUCGACCUCGGCGAAGACCCCGAUGAGAACCCAUACAUCAGGAAGAAGUCUGAUGCUCGUCGUCCAUCAAAUGCCCGCAAGGGAUCGAACGCCUGGAAGGAAUCAAACACCAGGCGCGAAUCCAAUGCUCGUCGUGCCGCGAUGUUGUUGGGCGGCUUGCGGGUUAUCACAUCCGGCGGCACCGGGUGUGGCAUGGAUGCGGCGUUGUAUUUAGUUAGCAUCAUGGUUAGCGUUGACACGGCGAAUGAGGUUGCGCGCAUUUUGCAGCAUAAUUGGACUAAGGGCGUUGUUGUUGAUGGGAUAGAUGUCUGAGCAUUGCUUGGAGUUUAUAGAUCGGAUAGAUCUCAGUGUAUGUUGGGAUGAUGGCAUGGUCCACACGUUACCCAGUUUAGUCAUGAUUUUACGCUCUUUGAAGCUACUUGUUUGUUUUUAGCUCAAUUGAAAUGAAUCUUCC